Messenger RNA from Lathyrus sativus (Indian pea), 1089 nucleotides. The record is from the annotation of a GenBank genome assembly. NCBI's taxonomy places the organism in Eukaryota, Viridiplantae, Streptophyta, Magnoliopsida, Fabales, Fabaceae.
AUGGCUCUUCUUCACAAGCUUUCGUCUUUCACCUCUCCAACUUCCCCUCUCACUCCAAAUCCCCGUUUUCGCCAACCCAUUUCUUCAAUCAACUGCACGACAUCACCCACUUCACCAUUCACAGAAAAACACUCCACAGAAAGAUACCAAAGAGACCAAUGGGUUUACCGGAAAACAAUAUCGUGUAAUCACAACACCCCUUUUGGUGAUUCAACAAGAGAGGAUGAUAUAGCUUUACAGCUUCCAGAGCUGAAGAAGCUCGUUCAAGUGUUGAAGAAAAGACGGGAAAGUGAAGGGAAAUGCAGUGAAGGGAAGUGUGUUCCUGGUGAUGUGUUUUUGGUUGGAACAGGACCUGGUGAUCCUGAAUUGUUGACUCUUAAAGCUGUUAGAGUUAUUAAGAGUGCUGAUUUGUUGUUGUAUGAUAGGUUGGUUUCUAAUGAUGUCUUGGAUUUGGUUGGUCCUAAUGCGAAACUUCUAUAUGUGGGAAAAACUGCUGGCUACCAUAGUAGAACACAGGAGGAAAUACAUGAGCUUCUUUUGAGUUUCGCAGAAGCUGGGGCGACUGUUGUGAGACUUAAAGGGGGUGAUCCGUUGGUGUUUGGGAGAGGCGGGGAGGAAAUGGAUUUUUUGCAACAGCAAGGUAUCCAUGUGAAAGUUAUUCCAGGUAUAACAGCAGCAUCUGGAAUUGCAGCGGUAUUAGGGAUUCCGUUAACACACCGUGGUAUCGCAAAUAGCGUGAGAUUUCUCACGGGGCAUUCGAGGAAAGGAGGAAGCGAUCCUUUAUUUGUAUCAGAAAAUGCUGCUGAUCCUGAUUCUACCUUGGUGGUUUAUAUGGGCUUGUCAACGUUCCCUUCCCUUUCGCAGAAACUAAUGCAUCAUGGUUUGUCCCCUCACACCCCGGCUGCAGCCAUUGAGCGAGGGACCACACUUCAGCAGCGCACUGUGUUUGCAGAACUUAAAGACCUUCCUGAGAAAAUUGCGUCUACGGGAUUAGAGUCACCAACACUGCUAAUUAUAGGAAAAGUUGUCGAGUUAUCGCCAUUUUGGCCUAUUACAACAAAACAAGAAUCAUCUUUAAUGCAAGCAUGA